AUGAAGGCAGCCCUGAUCCUCUCCGCCCUGGCCUCUUGCGCCAUUGGCGUUGUCGCCGCCGAGGACCUCAAGAUCGAAGUCACCCACGCCGUCGAGUGCGAGCGCAAGUCCCAAAAGGGCGACACACUGUCCAUGCACUACAAGGGCACUCUGGCUGCUGACGGCAAGAAGUUUGAUGCCAGCUACGACCGCAACCAGCCCUUCACCUUCAAGCUGGGUGCUGGCCAGGUGAUCAAGGGAUGGGAUCAGGGUCUCCUUGACAUGUGCAUUGGAGAGAAGAGAACCCUCACGAUCCCCCCCGAGCUGGGCUACGGCAACCGCAACAUGGGCCCUAUUCCGGCUGGCUCGACUCUGGUCUUCGAGACCGAGCUGCUGGAGAUCAAGGGUGUCAAAGCCCCCGAGCCCCCUGUGGUCGAGAAAGUGGCCGAGAAGGUUGCCAGCGUUGCCUCCGAGGCUGUCGAUGCUGCCAAGACGGUCAUCGCCGACACUGAUGAGGGCCACGGGGAGCUGUAA
This is a messenger RNA of Trichoderma aggressivum f. europaeum, 513 nucleotides long. RefSeq lists its product as uncharacterized. Gene Ontology annotation, molecular function: peptidyl-prolyl cis-trans isomerase activity. Gene Ontology annotation, biological process: protein peptidyl-prolyl isomerization. Gene Ontology annotation, cellular component: endoplasmic reticulum. The record is from RefSeq and is a predicted model, not a curated record. The coding region runs from base 1 to 513 and encodes 170 amino acids. Lineage: Eukaryota; Fungi; Ascomycota; Sordariomycetes; Hypocreales; Hypocreaceae. The transcript has 5 exons.